This is a messenger RNA of Rhincodon typus (whale shark), 1353 nucleotides long. Its product is annotated as coiled-coil domain-containing protein 9B-like. The transcript has 7 exons. Bases 862 to 1353 code for a protein of 163 amino acids. Lineage: Eukaryota; Metazoa; Chordata; Chondrichthyes; Orectolobiformes; Rhincodontidae. The record is from RefSeq and is a predicted model, not a curated record.
AACAGAUGCCAUUAGUCCGAGCAAGAGUCUUGCCAUGCGAGUCUGUGGCCAAAAAAGAGAGGACUGACUAACACCAGAGCCUCCAAUGACAUGGGAAACCUAAGAAACUCAACUCAAGCCAAAACCAACUCGAAGGAGUGAAGCCAGAGUAACAGAGCUCUCUGAGUGUAUAGGCAGAUGGAGUGCCAAUCAAGUGACCUGCUUUGACUAAGUGACAGUGUCUCUGAGUGAGUUGUAACCCCACUGCGAAGCCUCUUCUGAGGAUGCCCACCUUGAAGAAGUUGUCCUCCUGUCUCCAGACUCUCUCUGAGUGAGUUAUAACCCCACUGCGAACCCUCUUCUAAGGAUGCCCACCUUGAAGAAGUUUUCCUCUUCCCUCCGAAAUUUCUGAAGAAAGGUCCUGAUCCGAAACAUUAACUUUCCUGCUCUUCUGAUGCUGCUUGGCCUGCUGUGUUGCUCCAGCUCCAUGCUGUGUGACAUGCUUUGACUAGGUUGGUUUUGAGCCUGUUGAGGAUUUUGGACUGCACUCAUUCCAUUGCAUACCUGACUUCUCCAUGUUGAUGGUGAAAAGGCUUUGGACACUCAAAGUAUGUAAGUCGUAGCAAAAUACCUAAUUUUGUGUAACUCCUGUCCUCCCAUCAUUCUGCGUGUUUAGCUGCCGCUUUACAACAAGUGGAAUGAGUCACAUUGGUGAAAGCUGGCUUCUGUGAUGUUUGGAGAACUCAGGAGGGAACAGGUUGGUUCAUCCAUUUGGCAAUUAUAGACGCAUGGGCAUCAACAGAAGGAGGCCAUUUGGCCCAACAAGUCUACGUCAGUCAAAAAGAUUUGUCUACAGUAAUUCCAGUUGCCAGCUCUUGGCCCAUGGCUUUGGCAGUAACAGCAAUACAAGGUGAAGUUUAUAGGACAUAUGAAGAGUACAAAAUGAUGGAUACAGCAGUGGAUGUAAUUUUAAAGACUAAGGAGGAGAAAGAUGUGGAACUGGAUAAAAAGAUAGAAGCUUUACGGAAAAAGAAUGAAGCACUUAUGAAAAGAUAUCAGGAAAUUGAAGAAGACAAAAAAAAGGCAGAACUGGAGGGAAUGGCUGUUACCACUCGAAAGAACAGACCUGAAAAUCUCACCAUCACUAUUACAAAAGCCCCGAAUGAAAAGAGAGUGGUCAGUGAGAAACGGACGUUUGGAGGAGCAAGCAUUCUUAGAGGUUGUGAAUCAGAUGCAGGUCAAAGAUUUUCUGUAGGAAGAGGACAAAGACUUCGUAAAUUUGUUGUGGAGGAAAGCAAAGCAAAGAUUGUUAAUAAGGAUGGUGGUGUUGUUGUCAGGCUGACUGACCUCUACAUUGCAGAAGCUGAGUACUAG